Molecule: messenger RNA, 4429 nt
Organism: Pollicipes pollicipes
Lineage: Eukaryota; Metazoa; Arthropoda; Thecostraca; Pollicipedomorpha; Pollicipedidae
Product: helicase POLQ-like
Exons: 19
Coding region: 1-2988 (995 amino acids)
Molecular function (GO): ATP binding; nucleic acid binding
Source: RefSeq, a predicted model, not a curated record
AUGCCACACUACGUCAUACUACGGCUGAACCCGAGCAAGUGUGAGUGGAUGUCUAAAGAAUUAGAAUACUUUGGCUACAGGGUCGACUGUAACGGCAUCCACCCCACAGCCGCAAAAGUGCGGGCAAUUGUGGAGGCGCCACAGCCUGCUGACUUCAACCAGCUGAAGGCAUAUCUCGGACUGCUCAUGUACUUCUCCAAGUUCAUGGACAGCCCGGCCACCGUGGCGGCGGCGCUCUAUCGGCUGGUGAAGGCAGGCCAGCGGUGGAGCUGGGGACAGGCGGAGAGCGCGGCAUUCGCGCGCACCAAACAGCUGUUGGUGCAAGCGAAGCGCUGGCGCGGCCCGGACCAGGACAGUCCGGGUGCGGACGUCCUCCUCAACCUAGACAGCUCCAUGACCGAGCUGUUCAACUUCUCCCCUGGGCCGGGAGAGUUGCCGGACCGCCGCUCGGAGCUGUCGGCCGGCGCCGCCGACACUCCAGGCGGAGAGCCCGUGUCUCCACCGCCGGACGCCGCGCCCGAGGCAGCCGACGUCGGCCCCUUCCACGGUCUGCCGUCGCUCGUGCAGAAGCUGCUGGAAAAGCAGCGCGGCAUCACGGCUCUGUACGCAUGGCAGGAGGAGUGCCUGGGCCUGCCGGCGGUGCGUGAGCGGCGUAACUUAGUGUACAGCCUGCCGACCAGCGGCGGCAAGACGCUCGUGGCCGAGCUGCUCAUCAUGCGCGAGCUGCUCUGCCGGCGCCGCGACUGCAUGCUCGUGCUGCCGUAUGUCGCGCUAGUCCAGGAAAAGGUGCGCGCCCUCGCUCCGUUCGGUAUAGCGCUGGGUUUCCUCCUGGAGGAGUACGCCGGCGCGAGGGGCGCCUUUCCACCCGCCCGGCGGCGCAAACGGCGGGUGCUGUACGUGUGCACGAUUGAGAAGGCCAGCGGCCUCGUCACCAGCCUGCUGGAGCAGAGCCGCGCCGAGGAGCUCGGUCUGGCCGUCAUCGACGAGGUGCACAUGCUCGGCGAGCCCGGCGGCCGAGGCGCCACCCUGGAGCUGCUCGUCACCAAGCUGAAGGUGGCCGCGCCGCAGACCCAUCUGGUCAGCAUGAGCGCCACCAUCGGAAACAUGCCUGACCUGGCCGCCUUCCUGGAGGCGGACGUUUACUCCCGGCCGUUUCGGCCUGUUCAGCUUCGCGAACACGUGCUACUGGACGGCCAGCUGCUGGAGGUGACCGGCUCGACAACCGACAGCUGGGAGCAGCUGCUGACGCCGCGCCGUCGGCUGGCGUUUCAGUACAGCCCGGAGCAGCGGAAGCGGGACCCGGACGGCGUGGGCGGCCUGGUGGCCGAGGUGGUGCCGGCCAACUCCUGCCUCGUCUUCUGUCCCACGCGCAAGAACUGCGAGGCCGUGGCGCUCAUGAUCUGCGGCGCUCUCGGCAGGGAGCUCGGCGAGCACCAGCUGGACCGCAAGAAGGCGCUGCUCGCGGCGCUGGUGAACGAGGGGAGCGGCUCCGUCUGUCCCACGCUGCGCCAGACGCUCCGCUACGGCGUGGCUUACCAUCACUCAGGUCUGACCACAGACGAGCGCAAGCUGCUGGAGGAGGCGUACCUGGAGGGCACGCUCUGCUGCCUCUGCUGCACCUCCACACUGGCCGCCGGCGUCAACCUACCGGCCAAGCGGGUGGUGCUGCGGUCGCCCUACACCGGCUCGGCGUUCCUGAGUCGCGGCCGCUACAAGCAGAUGGUGGGACGCGCAGGCCGGGCGGGCAUUGAUGACUCGGGCGAGUCCAUCCUCAUCGUAGCUGCUAAAGACUCCAAACUGGUGGGCGAGCUGCUAAUGUCUCCGCUGGAGCGAUGCGUCUCUACGCUGCUGGAGCGGGACGGCCACGGUUUACGCCGCUUGCUGCUGUCGGCCGUGACGCUGGGACUGGCCGACUCCCCGGCUGCCCUGGUCCAGGUGGCCAGCCGCUCCCUGCUGGCGGCGCAGGCGGACGCGCUGCAGGUGGACCUGCCGGCGGUGGUGCGUCUGCUGCGCGUGAGCCGGCGGGACGGCGCGGCCGGCCCGCUGCCCGACGGCGACCGGUGGGCGCCCGAGCUGCAGCUGAAGGUCAGCCGUCUGGGCACGGCCGCCGUCAAGGGUAACGUGGACCUGCGGGUGGCCGGCCGCCUGUACGACGACCUGGUGCACGCCCAGUCGGCGCUGGCCGUCAUCAACCAGCUGCACCUGCUGUACCUGGUCACGCCUUAUGACAUGAUGGACAACAUCCGGCCAGCCGCCAGCGUCUACUUUGACCUGUACAUGUCGCUGGAGCCGGAGGAGGUGGCCGUAGCCCGUCUGAUCGGCGUCACCGAGGCGCACGUGGUCCGAAUGAUGUCCGGCGGCGGCGGUAAGGCGACGGACCGGACGGUGGCGCACCGGUUCUACCUGACGCUGGCGCUGCACGACACGCUGCGUGCCGGCUCGCUGUGGACGGCCGCCGAUCGGCUGCAGCUGCACCGCGGCCAGCUGCAGGCGCUGCUGCAGGCCACGGCCGCCUUCUCGGCCGCCGUGCUGCACUUCUGCCAGCAGCUGGACGAGUUCUGGCCAUUCGUGCAGCUGCUGGACGUCUUCAACCGCAAGCUGGCCACCGGCUGUGCUGCCGAGCUGGCACAGCUCAUGGAACUCCCCGCCGUGAAGCAGGGCCGGGCGCGCGCGCUGUUCGCCGCCGGCUACAAGUCGCUCUCGGACGUGGCCAACGCUGACCCGGAGGCGUUGGUGCGCACGCUGGACCACCUGCCGCGCCGCGUCGCCCGACAGAUGGUGGACUCGGCGAAGAUGCUGGUGCUGGAGAAGGCGGAAGCGCUGCAGGAGGAGGCCGAGUUUAUGCUGGACGGCCUGAAAUCGGCCCAGUUCUACAGUUCGCCGGGGCUGACCGAGGUUCUCCUCAACUCGUCGCGCGUGGAGUCGGGCCCAGAGGAGCCGACCAACGACCCUUCGUCGCCGGCCCCGACCGCCGGUGUGCCGCCGUAGCGCUCACCUCACCUCCGACCCCAGGUCACAGCGGCCGUGCUCAAAAGACGCGCUGUUGACCGGGUCGGUGUCGUGAAUGGCAGACCCGCCUUGCCUCCUCCCCCCCCCCCCCCUUCUCCCUCCCCGCUGCCUCUCCGUGUUGCUGGAGUCAGUCACCGCCUUGCCUGCGAGUGCAAGCAGACUGGGUGACCAGGCUAGACCUGGGCCGCCUGGGGCCUGGAUGACCCUGGCUGACCCCAUCCAGCGGCUGGGUGGCGUUCGCGCCUUUUGACGCCGAUCACCCUGCAGACCGGUCGUGCAAUAAGCGUGGUUGUUGUGUUAGCAGUGGUGUUGGUGGGGCGGACCAGGUGUGGGCCUAUUUCUAGUCCGCUUGCGUCAGCCGUGAUGCUGCGCUUUUGUCGAUGAGCGCUGACCUUCACCCCGGUCGGCUUGUUCGACCGGAUCGCGUAUGGGGUGGCCGGCCGCUGUAGUGAAACGCAAGGCUGUCUCCACUCGAGCCGCUGCCAAAGAUGAGAUAUAAGCCUCCGUGGCGUGACAGGCCUGCGCCCCUGCCGUGAUCAGGGAUGACACCAAAACGGCUGCGCCGGCCGACCCCGUCCGCAUUAGGAUGGAUGUGUUUGUGCACGGCGAGGGUGUCAGUCGUCAUCAGCUGACGCCGCAUACCACGCGCUCAUUGGACGGCGCCUGGCGAGCACCAGCGCUGGAUAGUUUUGCGGUGGGACGCUGACGGGGCUGGUCGUGAGCUGAGGCAACGGCCUGCGGCUUCAUGUUGGUUAUCGUGCUGGCGAUAUGCUCGUGGUUCAUGGUGUUCGCGUGUGAUAUCGAGCUGGCGUAUGACGUUUUGGGCUCAUUUGUGGAUGGUGGAGUAUCACUAACCGCCUUCCCUGCCUUGCCAUUAACAGUCAACCUACGGCCGGUCUGUCACCUUCGUCCCCCGAGAGGUCUCACAGAUUCUCACCUUCGCCCCACGAGAGGUAUCAGAGAUUCUCACCUUUGUCCCACGAGAGGUCUCAGAGGUUCUCAUCUUCGUCCCACGAGGAGCGGUCUUUGAGGACCGUCUGUAACAUUUCGAAAACUAAGCGAGCUAGAGCAACGGGGAAAACGACAUUGAAUAUCGAAAAGAUGUGAUCGAGCUGCAUUAGAGAAGUAUGACAAAGCAACGGUGAAAGCAAUCUGACGGCUCAAAUCGUGCUCAAGGCGGUAACUAGCUAUUUCCCAGCACUCAUCCACUCCUGUUAUGUCAAGAACUAAGCGUGCUAAGGCAAUACUGAAAACGGCGUUGAAUAGCUCUUGGAAGACUCGCUUCGUCUCAUUCCAGUUAAUUUAUUCUACUGAAGGCUUAUUAUGCUUAUUCUACUGUUAAGUAAUUCUACUGUUUCCACGUGGUGAUUGUUCUGCGCCCAGUCGUACACAAAAAAAACAGUACACAGAGAUAAAUAUA